AUGAUGCAGCACAUCCUCUCCCAGCUCCCGUCCGAGGAGGCCGUGUGCACCAGCGCGCUCUCCCGCCGGUGGCGCGACGUCCCCGCCCGCGUCACCACCGUCGACCUCGCCGACCCCGCCAAAGGCGAUUAUGGGCGUCACAAUAUGAGCGAGGACCUCGACCUCCCGGUCUGCUUCGCCCACAAGGUGACGGGGGCGAUCCUCGGCAAGGCCCCCUCGGCGCCCAUCCGCACCCUCCGCCUCGACAUCCUCAACCCGUCCGGCGAUCUGCUCGACCAGUGGAUCGGCUCCGCCGUGUCCACCGGCGCUGAGGACAUCGACGUCAAGCUCAGGUACAGUCACCUCUCCCGGCGCAGGCUCUGCCCCUACGGCUCAUCGGAGAGGGCCUCUGCGGACUUCGAAAUCUACGAACGGAACGGCUAUACCAAGACGCAGAACCAUCUAUUCCGGUGCCGCACGCUUCGCCGCCUACGCCUCGUCAACUGGAGGCUCGAUGUGCACGGAACCGUCUCCAUGGCGUCCCUGGAGACGCUCUGCCUCGCCAGGAUCAUGGACCCCAAAGGGAUGCUGCAGCACCUGCUCUCCAACUGCCCACGCCUCGCUGACCUGACGCUGCAGGAGUGCCCGAGCCUCACGAAAAUCACGGUGGCCAGCGCCCACCUGCGGAGUUUCGCCAUGAUCUGCUGCCACAAUGCCACGCGCAUCAAGCUGAGCAGCUCCUGCCUCCGGUCGCUGCACUACAAAGGCGGCCUUCCUCGCAAAUCGCUCUUCAAGCUUGCAAACCAUGCCGGAGUCACGGCGCUGACAGUUGAAAUCUGUGAAGACCUCUCCGGAAAAGAACCAGCAGAAUUUGCUCCUGCCACUAAGCUCAUCAAACGGUGCACCAAACUGGCGUACCUUCACCUUUCCUUCCGCCCAUCAAUGGCUUACUAUAGCAGCUUGAUCAAAGUCAAACAUGUGGCGCCCUGCAUAGAGCAUCUUAGGCAGUUGGGCCUCCGGUGCUGCCUGCGCGACCAUCACGACAUCCGGUCAGUUGCUGUCUUGCUUUGUCACACCCAGAACUUGGAAGUGCUGUCGAUGUUUCCUAUGGCUCCUGAGACUCCAAAGGAGUACUCGUCUGAUAGCGAAUCAGAUAUCGAGCUUGAGAACAACGUCGUUGAGGAUGGGGUCGACUAUAGUAGCCAGGUGACCCAUAGUGGUUUCUGGCCAAUGCAGAUCAGCUGCUUGGAUGAUAAACUGAGAAGAAUUAACAUUGGGAUGUACAGAGGGCUGCAACUCGAAAAGAUGCUUGCAAAGUUUCUACUUUCAAAGGCUGCGGCUUUGGAGGAAUUCUCUGUUACCUUAACGGCUGGAUGUUCCCAAAGUAAGCGUAAGGUUGCAAAGGAGCUUCGAUCCUGGCGGUGGAAUCACCAUACCAGAGUAACUGUAAAUAGAUGA
Messenger RNA from Triticum turgidum subsp. durum (durum wheat), 1437 nucleotides. The record is from the annotation of a GenBank genome assembly. Lineage: Eukaryota; Viridiplantae; Streptophyta; Magnoliopsida; Poales; Poaceae.